Molecule: messenger RNA, 2241 nt
Organism: Klebsormidium nitens
Lineage: Eukaryota; Viridiplantae; Streptophyta; Klebsormidiophyceae; Klebsormidiales; Klebsormidiaceae
Source: the annotation of a GenBank genome assembly
AUGGCCAUCGGAGGACAUCGCAUUGAAGGAGUACGAGACUCGCGAAAGAAGCUGGCUGGACUAGGGACUGCAUCUCCUCAGGAGAAGCGCAGCGUUCUGAAGCACCACCACGAGCGCAUGCUCGCGCUUGCGAAGUCAGCUGAGGCGGGGCUUAACGCUCCGAAAGUGGGGCAAGUUUAUUCGCGACCCAGCACAGCACAGCGGCAGGCGCCUGCCCCGAAAAGCCCGGUUCAGGAGUUGCAUGACGCCUUCAAACAUUCUCUCGCUGAGUUCGAGCGCUCCAUUGAAAGGGCUGGGCUUGAGGAGCUGCACCGAGAGGUGGUGCUGGAGACGGUGAAAGCGAACGCCACAAGAAUUGGGUCGGGGGUUCACGGCCUGCCCCUUGCGGCGGCCCCAUGUGCGAACGCGCACCCGAGCUGCGGCCGCGUCUGCGAGGCUCGCGGCGCGCAUGCGUGCGCCGCAUGCCAUUUGGUGAGCUACUGCCGCAAGGAGUGCCAGAAGGAGCACUGGCCGGUUCACAAGCGGGACUGCAAGCACUCCGACGUGGGGCCCGGUUGGCAGCCCCGGUGGAAGCGGGAGGGGAGGCGCCCCAACUGGCUCACCGAGGGGAUCCCCCAGUUGGGCCCCCUGAGCGAGCACCUCUGGGGCAACACCCCGGCGUUCUCUCUCCUGGGGCCGCCUGGUUCCGAAGCCGCCCGGGGGCUCCUGCAGGAGAGUGAUGACGUCAUCCGGCUCUGCUUUGCUGCGUCGGGUGAUCUGAGGAACGUCGUCAGCACAAUCGCGGGACUCCCGGUUGGGUACCGGGGCAGAGUGCGGGUUAUUGCGAACGACCAUAACCCGAAAACGGCGGCCCGGAACCUGGUGCUGCUUCAGAUCCUUGGGCAGCUGGGAGAGGACGGAAUAGACAUGGCGAUCGCGGUGUGGCACUCGCUGGCGGUCACGGAGGCGCAGGAUCUGGCGCUGUCGCUGCUCGUUGACAAUCUCAACCUGGAGGAAGUCUUGGAAGACGACUCCAAAGCGUCGUGGGCUGUUAAAAAAAGCCGGUCCAGAAUCAACGCGCGCUUUGCCAGGCCGGUCUGGGCGCGCCUAGUCCAAAUGAUGACGUCGCCGCUGACGCUGCAGAGCGCGGCCGACCAGCGGGCGGCGAAGCUGGGGGAUCCCUCGCGGGCAGACUUCGUCGACCGCAUGCUCCAGAGCUUCCGGCCGUUCCACCGGGCGUCCAUCGCGCGGUUCAGAGACUUCGGCUUGCUGCUGCCCUUCGGAGCCUUCAACGCGCACCAUAACACGCCCAGCAAGUUUCUGCUCGACCCGGAAGCAGGAUACACGCUCGAUCAUCUGGCGGAUCCGCUCUGGGGUUGGCGGAUAGAUGAGGUUUUGGAGGCCGGAAAAAGGCACAAUGUACCCAAAAACGACCUGCACGGGAGCCUCUUUUUCUUACUCCGAGAACGGUUGGCGUCCGUGGUGGAGAAAAUGCGAACGGCUGAGAUUGUCUUCGAGCUGUUCUGCGAGGACGCUUCCGACUUGGCGAACCGGUUGAGAGUGACCGGGGUGUUCGACGCGGGGGAAAAAACUGUGCCGGCCGUGCCGGGAGGUGUUACGAACAAGAGCGGCUCCGGAUCGACGAAACAGAGAAAGAGGAGAGGAAAGUCGGAGGGAACGGAGCCGCCCGCGCCCCGACAUGCAACGGAAGUCGGCCUCUUUCAACGCGUGGAAGUGUCCAACAUCUGUGACGAGAACUACGUGGGCGUGACGCGGGUGCUCAGGGACUGGGGCCGGUUGCUCGCGCCGGGGGGCGUGCUGGUCGGGCUGUUCAUGAACUGGACAACGGAUGUGAGCUCCGGUACGGCGCGACUUUUCGCGGGUAUGAAGCCGGACGAGUAUCUGACGGCGACGCGAAGGGUCGGGGAAGCCGCCAAGAAGUGCCCCGGGGUUCUCGAGCUGGUGCAAUCGCAGAUGAUGCAGUUUGACGGAACCGCCCUCCCCAACUUCGGGCACGAUUACAGCAAGGACUUUGAGGCGUACUUGAGGCAGCGCGGGGCGGUCAAAGAAGCGGCGAAGCAGGGUCUCGUCAGGAGCGGAGUGCAUCAGAUCGUGGCGCCGCGCUUGGGGGUCCCUGUCGGGGCUCCGAAAAAAAGCGUGCCCAUCGAGUUCUUGAAAACGGUGGACGACUGGUACUGGUCUGUCUUUGCAAAUGACGGGACUGGUACGGAGGUGUACACAGAGUGGGUCAAGCAGAGAUAG